AAUCCUCGGGACAAAAUUCACAGGUUUGACAGCAAUCGAGUGGAUCUGUCUUCUUCUCUGUAGUGGGGAGUUAUAAAUGUAACAUCUUCAGCAUCUGUUAUUAAACAAUUGUUUAAUUAACUAACUUUCAUUCAGGCAUAUUAUAGUCAAUCAUGGCUGCCUACAAAUUAGUGUUGAUUCGCCACGGAGAGAGCAACUGGAACCAGGAGAAUCGCUUCUGCGGCUGGUUCGAUGCAGAUUUGAGUGAAACCGGGGAGAAGGAGGCAAAGAGAGGUGGACAGGCCCUGAAAGAUGCCGGCUUUGAGUUUGACAUUUGCUACACCUCUGUGCUGAAGCGGGCCACCAGGACACUGUGGCUGGUCCUGGACGGUAUUGACCAGAUGUGGGUGCCUGUACACCGGACCUGGCGGCUGAAUGAGCGACACUACGGAGGCCUGACAGGGUUAAACAAGGCAGAGACAGCCGCCAAGCACGGAGAGGCUCAAGUAAAGAUCUGGAGGCGCUCGUUUGAUAUCCCACCUCCCACAAUGGACCCAGACCAUGCCUACUACAGUAUCAUCAGCAAGGAUCGUCGCUAUUCAGACUUGACUGAGGACCAACUUCCUUCCUGUGAGAGCCUUAAGGACACCAUCGCACGAGCGCUGCCCUUCUGGAACGAGGAGAUCGCCCCUCAGAUCAAACGAGGAAAGAGGGUGCUCAUCGCUGCCCAUGGAAACAGUCUGAGGGGGAUUGUUAAGCACCUGGAGGGAAUGUCUGACGAAGCCAUCAUGGAGCUGAACCUGCCAACAGGCAUCCCCAUACUCUACGAGCUCGACAAGAACCUAAAGCCUGUGAAGCCGAUGCAGUUCCUGGGAGACGAGGAGACCGUACGCAAAGCAAUGGAGGCCGUGGCAGCUCAAGGAAAGGCCAAGAAGUAAAGACACAGCAAAGUCCCCUCUGUGUGUGACGAGUAUGUUGUCCCUAACAACUGACCUCAGAUUAGUUUUUUUUCCUAAAUCUCCAUUUAACAUUUCCAUUUAAAACGAGUAAUAUAGUUUGUAUUUUGUUUGUCCUAGGCAGGGAUGUUGAAUGUCAGGUUAAAUAGUAAUUAAACCAAAAACGGAAGAAAUAAUGAAAUACUGGCUGUGUCACACAGUUAUAAAAUAAGUGAUGUUUUCUUGCUACACACGAGGCUUAAAGUAGUGUGAUAUCGUAGUCUAUUAUAAUUUGAUUUAAAAAAAGACUUGAUGAGAUUUCUUUAAAUGAAAGGCAACACUGCUAAUGAUAACAUAUUUCCUAUCUCACUUUUCAAAGCAUUUCAUUGAUCGAUAAAGGGAAGUUUGCAAUCUCUUGAGAGCCGGAUAGGACAGUUUGACAACUAAACAGUCCAUUUCUUUGUCUGUGAAUCUUAUUGGUGCCGUGUCCUUUGUUGCUGUCUGUGUUGAGUCUGACAAUUUGAAUUUUCUUUUGUGUUUAAUUAAUUUGGUCCAAUUUUAACGGUGCCAAACUCUGCAUUGCUAUCAGUAUUGCCUUGUAUAAGUGAUAAAUCCAUUAUUUGGAUUAUAGACAGUACCAUUGAAGCAUGAUUAACAGAAGAUAAAAGGUAUACCUUAAUUUUUGUUACGUGGUUUGUCCACCUUGCUGUCAUUGUAUUUAUGUGCCUCCAGCUCUUUUCCUACAGUAAAUGCCUACAGCUGUCCUCACUGCCUCAGAGGGAAGGAAUGUUAAUUUUAUGAAAACAAAAAACAUGUCCCAUUAUGUCUUAAAGUAUUGUAAUUUUUCUUUUUUAAAUUUAAAUUCCUCUGUGUUGGUUAAAUGUACCCCGAAAUCUCUGAUGGUAAAAAAUAUAGGCUUCAAAUCUAACAUUGUUGCUUCUGCUUGUCUUGUCGGACACACAUAUACAGUUCAUUCCACAUUGUGGAAGAGUUACACUCUAACAUCAAGUCUAGCUUGUGGUCAAACUAUAAACUUGCCUUGACUGAUAGUUACAUACUGACCAAGUUUUGGUAUUUUUUUCUAAACUGAUCCAUUUGUUGUCAAGCUUACUCACCUGUAUUUCAACAGCCAGUGGUAGAAAGUAACCAAUUCAGUUAAGUGCUGUACUAAAGUAACAUUUUUAGAUACUUGUACAUUA
Cottoperca gobio is the source of this 2113-nucleotide messenger RNA. Its product is annotated as phosphoglycerate mutase 1. The record is from RefSeq and is a predicted model, not a curated record. Gene Ontology annotation, biological process: glycolytic process. The transcript is spliced from 4 exons. Gene Ontology annotation, molecular function: intramolecular phosphotransferase activity. The coding region runs from base 153 to 917 and encodes 254 amino acids. NCBI's taxonomy places the organism in Eukaryota, Metazoa, Chordata, Actinopteri, Perciformes, Bovichtidae.